Molecule: messenger RNA, 1536 nt
Organism: Erigeron canadensis
Lineage: Eukaryota; Viridiplantae; Streptophyta; Magnoliopsida; Asterales; Asteraceae
Product: RING-H2 finger protein ATL13-like
Exons: 1
Coding region: 53-1417 (454 amino acids)
Source: RefSeq, a predicted model, not a curated record
UAUGAUUUCAUCAUAAAGUUUCAAUCUUUUUUCAUUUUCUUGCACACAAAAAAUGGACAGAAAAAUCCUCCUUUCUCCAUAUGAAAAACCAUAUUUUUACAGCCAGCCACCACCGCCGCCGCCGCCGGCGUUUCAAGCCGCCGGAGCUGGUGGGUCAAGCCUAAACAACAAUGUGAGUCCAAGUGUUUUGUUAAUCAUCAUAAUUCUUGCCAUUAUUUUUUUCAUUUCUGGAUUACUUCAUCUUCUUGUUAGAUUUCUUAUAAAACCAUCAAACAGAGACCCUGAUGAAUUUGAUAAUGUGAGUGCACUUCAAGGUCAAUUACAACAGUUAUUUAGUCUUCAUGAUUCUGGGGUUGACCAGUCUUUUAUUGACUCACUUCCUGUUUUUAGUUAUAAGUCUAUAAUUGGUGUAAACAAAAGCCCAUUUGAUUGUGCUGUUUGUCUAUGUGAGUUUGAAUGUGAUGAUAAGCUUAGAUUGUUGCCUAAAUGUAGUCAUGCUUUUCAUAUGGAUUGUAUAGAUACAUGGCUUUUGUCUCAUUCUACUUGCCCUCUUUGUAGAAGUAAUUUGCUUUUGGAUUAUAAUAAUUCAAAUACUUGUUGUUCACCUUUUGUGCUUGUUCUUGAAUCUGGCGAAGAAAGUUUCAGGGAGAUUGUGAAUAAUGAGGGUGGAAAUAGUAGUAGGAUUCAAAGGGUGAAUUCACAUUUUAGUAUUGGUGAAGAGUUUGAAUUUGAAAGAACGAAUUCGGGUCGAAAUGAAGUUAUGGAAGAUGAGGAUAAAGAGAAAGUUGUGAUGGUUAAACUCGGGAAAUUUAAGAAUGUGGAUGGAGUUAGUGGUUGUGAGGACAGUGAUGAAAAGAGUAAAAUUGAUAGUAGGAGGUGUUUUUCAAUGGGAUCUUUUGAGUAUGUGAUGGAUGAUAAUUUAUCAUUACAAGUACCAAUUCGGAUACAAGUCAAGAAACAAUCAAACAAGAAGUUAAAUCUUCCAAUUACCCCAGGGCAUAGGCCAGCAAUGUCGGAAUGUGGUGGGGAUUCAAGACGAGAUUUUAAAGGGAUUGAAGCGUCAAGGAGCGGUAGUGGUGGAAGUAUGAGAAGGGAGAGCUUUUCGGUAUCCAAAAUUUGGCUCAGAGGGAAAAAAGAAAAGCCUAAUUCAACAAUGACGGGUUCAGCCGCCAUUGAGCCACCAUCAACCACCGGGAUAUACUCGUUACAAUUCUUGCUUCGGCAACAUGUUGCUGGAGAUGACUCGAAGGCGUCUGAGGCGGGUUGUCAUGAUCAUGAAGUACAGAAUUGUCACAAUGUUGAUCCACAAACAGCAGCAUCAUCAAAUGCACCAUCUUUUGUGAAGAGGAGUUUGCUUUGGCUUAUGGGCAGGCAAAAAAACAAGGUUGUUCAUUCAAAUGUGUCUACAAAUGUUUGAAAUUUUUUGUCACCAAUACUAUCUUUCUGUAAUCUGUCUAGAGAAUUGAAGGGUAUUUUGUUAAAAUGAUUCUUAAGAGUACAAAGGAAUUCAAGAUUGACCCUAAACCUCAAUACAAA